This is a messenger RNA of Wallemia mellicola CBS 633.66, 4624 nucleotides long. RefSeq lists its product as hypothetical. Gene Ontology annotation, molecular function: protein binding. Lineage: Eukaryota; Fungi; Basidiomycota; Wallemiomycetes; Wallemiales; Wallemiaceae. Bases 7 to 2682 code for a protein of 891 amino acids. The transcript has 7 exons. Gene Ontology annotation, cellular component: MOZ/MORF histone acetyltransferase complex. The record is from RefSeq and is a predicted model, not a curated record. Gene Ontology annotation, biological process: regulation of transcription by RNA polymerase II.
GUGAAUAUGUACAAGCAAUCGAAUGCUUACGUCCGGUAUAUAGAGCCACUGGAUGUUGAUUUGGCCCGGCAGGUCGAAUAUGAUAUGGAUGAGCAAGAUAAAGAGUGGCUAGACGAUCUCAACACUUUUCGGGCUGAACUACACGUUGAAGCUGUCACUUACGAGCUCUUUGAGAUCAUCAUCGAUAGACUAGAGAAAGAGUACUUGAACCUGCAGAAGAAGUUACCAGCGUCACAUACUAAAGCACACUUCAAUGAGGAUUCAACCUGCGUUAUAUGCAAUGAUAGUGAAUGCGACAACAGCAACGCGAUUGUCUUCUGUGAUGGGUGUAAUUUGGCGGUACAUCAAGAUUGCUAUGGCAUACCCUACAUUCCAGAAGGGCAGUGGUUAUGUAGGAAGUGUACGGUCUCACCUGAGAACCCAGUCUCUUGCGUUCUUUGUCCAAAUGAAGGCGGGGCCUUCAAACAAACGAAUAGUGGUGCAUGGGCACACGUACUCUGCGCUAAUUGGAUACCCGAAACUGGUCUUGCGAACCCAGUUUACCAGGAGCCUGUAGAAGGCAUUGACAAGAUACCCAAAUCCCGCUGGAAACUCAACUGUUACAUUUGCAAAGAGAAGAUGGGGGCCUGUAUACAAUGCGAUGACAGAUCGUGUUUUGUGGCCAUGCACCCGACCUGUGCAAAGAAUUUCGGUCUUCUAUGCAAGACUAAGAACUUACCUGAUGAUCAGACGAUCAUAAUGAGGGCGCUCUGUCAUAGGCAUAGGCCGAAGACCAUAAAAAGUGCACCACUGUUUGAUGCAGAUAAGGAUUUAACUGUUAUACCCAUGCAAGUAAAGUCGUCGACCAAAGCUGCACGCGCACAUAGCCACAAUUUCAACCCUGGCCCACCUCUCUGUCCACAAUACGUUAUUGAACGGAUAUUGGAUGCCAUUGAAUCUAUUGAUAUCAGUUACAAGCAGGAAAUAGUCUACGAGGUUACAAAAUACUGGGCUUUGAAAAGAGAAAAACGGAGGGGUGCUGGUUUGAUACGAAGAUUACAUCUCGAGCCAUGGUCAGCAACCCUUAGCUCACAGCACAGUGAAGCCGACAAACGUCAAAAGAUGGAGUAUAUGGUUUCUAUCAAGGAAGAUCUUGAACGCGCUCGUCAACUCGUUGAGAAGUUACUUGAAAGAGAGGCAGCCAAACAUGAGCAGACAAACCAUGUGAUUGAAACGAUUUGCAACUUUUUCUAUCCAUUCGACAAACAACUGCGACUCGUAUUCGAGAAGAUUGCCGCGUUAGACACAGACGAUAUAUUCGCAGAGCAAGUAUCAACAUUAGACGCACCAGAUUAUUAUGAAAUAAUAAAACAUCCAAGAAGUUGGUCGUUCAUAUACUCAAAAAUUGACACGAAGAGCUACAAGCAUAAAGAUGAAUUCUUGGCAGAUAUAAAUCUCGUAUAUGACAAUGCAAUGGAGUAUAACAUGCCGGAUUCCUUUAUAUACAAUGCUGCACAGAAACAAAAAGAAUUAGCUAAGCAGAUCCUUGAAGAAUCACUCAGUGAGAUUACUACUUUUGAGCAGGAUUCCAAAGUGAUCGAAGUACUAAGGGAUGAGCAGGGUAUUGAGAAACUAUAUGAUACUAGUCUCUUCCAAGAACCAGAACAGGUUGAGGAGCUUGUUGCCAAGCCUUCUAAGCGGAGACGGAGAGCGUCGAGAGCACCAAAGAAAAGCAAGAGGAAAAACAAGCCUUAUGACAGAGAAGAAGCAAGAGUCACAUUACAAGAACGACAACAAAGACAGGCUGUCAUUGCAGAUAAACAAUUAAAAGACAUCAUCGACUCUGGCGGAGGUGAGAGGUCUUUGCGAAGUUCCCAUAGAGAUCUCAAGCCAGAAGAGAAAGAUACCAGUGUAGAGAUCAACAGAAAGGAAGAGAAUAUUGACGUUUCAGAGCAGCAAAGUGAAGUAACGAGUCCAGGUAAAGAAGCUCAAAAAUCACCAUCCAAAACUUUCAAGAAAGAAAAAGAGAGUCAGCGAGUGAAAAAAGAAGAAUCUACUGCUGAACCUAUUGACGAUGUUGAUAAUCAGGAGAAUGACUUGAGCACCAGUACUAAUCUCAGGCGGUCUAAAAGAAGAUCUUCCGUCACGAAAGAGCCACAAUUGUCCAGAGAAUCUUCACUGUCAGUUGUACCGCAAAGCGAAGAACCUGAAGAAGGUCCACAGACGAAAGAAGCUGACAGCAAGAAACGCAAAGGAGAUACAGACCAUAAAGGAAGCAGCAAACCCAAGAAAAUCGCAAAGAAAACCAAAUCAAAACCAAGAGAAAGCACUAAAUCGAGUGGAAAGAGGACCGCUCCUCCGACGAGAAGUACUGACUUCACGAGUGGAUCACUAGUCUGGGCAAAGUUAGAAAAAUACCCACAUUUCCCAUCAGAGAUUUACGAUGUUGAUGAUGAAGAAGAUGCUGAAGUAGUACCGGACAACGUCAUGAAAGCCAGACCAAAAUCGAAAUUUGUUAUUUAUUUAGUCAAGUUCUUUGAUUCUAAACGUACAUGGGCUUGGGUACCACGUCACAACAUCGUUUCACUAGGUUGGGAUGAUGUUGAUCAACAAUACCUCGAGAGAAAGUUAUUCAAAGGGGUUAGAGAAUGGGAGUCGACGAAAGCUGCUUAUAGGAGAGCCAUGUCUAGUUUAAUUGAUUGAUAAUAUUUAUGUAAUUAUGAAUGACGUCGCAUUACCUGCAAAGACAUCCUUGGCAGUUAUAUUAGUUGAGAUAGGAUUAGUUCGAUCUUCGUUAUGUCCCAGACCAAGAUUCCCAUGCUCGUUCCAUCCAAAGGCCCAAACCAUGUUGUCUUCAUCUAGGAUAAGUGUGUGUUCACUACCUACAACCAUUUUCUUAACAGAUAUUGAUGAUGUAACAAGCUGGGGUAAGACUUCAUUGCUAUUGCUAUUAGGAAGUGCACCACUACGUCCACCUGCCCAUAUAGAUUGUCCAUCGUAUACGACUGUGCCCCUCCAUGUGCAUCCGAAGUCCCGGACUGGUGAAAUGUCACGGAUAUUGAGCUGACCGUAUUGAUUAGAUCCCCAGCAUAUCAAACCAUCUUGCGAUUGUAUAAUAGUGUGCUCUCUUCCUGUUCUAACUUUUAUAAGAGGUGUAGAAGACCUAUAGAGUUCAUGUGGAGUGCUUAAAAAAGAUGUACCACUGUGUUCUUCACCAAGCUGACCUUUCCUAGAUGCUCCCCAUCCGUAUACGAUCCAUAGUGGUUUAUCUACCUGUUUCAAGAGAACUACUGCAUGUCUAAAGGUCGAUGAGAUAUCAAUCACGGUGUGAUUGUCUAAAGGGAGAGACAGAGGGGUGAAUACAGUAGAACCUUCUUUAACACCUCUUAUCCCAAAUUCAUCGCUACCAAAGCUUACCAAAAAGGAAGACUUUUUUGUGUUUGAUUGAAAGAGAACGAAAGAGGUAGACCAACUGGCUGAGCAAAGUGUUGGGGUAUAUCCAUCAUAUCGUAUAUCCAAUAACUUGAGUUCUUCGAGGCACUUAUCGUCUAUAGUUCCAAGUUGACCGCUGUCGUUUAAACCAGCACCGUAUAGCUCGUCUUUCAUUAUGGCUAAGGUAUGAUUACCACCAGUAGAUAAUCGCUCGACAUCGCCUGAAUAGCAAAUUUUGAAAUUAUUCAAAUCCUCACCAGGAAUAGCCAAUUGUGAGUUUGAAUUUGAACCAGCAGCUAAUAAUGUCAUCAAAACUGAAUUAGUGAAAUUGUUAAGGAAUACUUACAAUUGUUCAAUUACUCAAGCAAUGGCUGCUUUGAAGGAUGGAAACUAUGAUUUGACUAGUUCAAAGAAGGCGAUAGAGACUAUUUUAGAGAGAGAUUCAACCAAAAAGGCUGAGAAAGCACUCAAUAGAGGUGUUGGUAGUGAGGGUUUGAUUGGUACCAUCAUUCUCAACAAUGGAUUCCCUAUAACGACAGGUGUACCUGCAUUGAAUAGAGCUAGAGGUGGUAUCUUGCAAGUUAACUGCGAGACAGACUUCGUUGCUAGAACAACUAAUUUCAAGCAGUUGGUACAGGAUGUUAGUCAUACAUUAGCCUUCUUGAACGAAUCCAACGGAUUCAAAGACAUAGAUUUGAAUGGUGACAUCUUAAGCGCACCUUUGAUACAGUCAAACCCUGAUUCAACGCCUUCUACAUCCUCUAAUACUUCGAUAAAAGAUGCUAUCACUCAAACAAUAGCUAAUGUGGGCGAAAAUAUUACCUUACAAAGAUUCUCAGGUUUUAGCUUGAAUCCUGCAACCGACAAAUCAUCUCCGUUUAGAUUACUCGGACAGUUUACUCACAACAAAUUACAAAACGAGUCAAAUUCACCUGUCGAAUUGGGUACAUUAGCUGGUCUGAUAGACUUGGAAGUCUCUAAUACUAGCAAUGAAUCAACAGCUAGCAGUCUGGCAAAGAAGAUAGCAAGACAAUCAGUUGCUAUCCCAUCAGAAACUUUGGAAGAUUUCAACAGUCAGGAGCUCCUUGGAGGUGCUGAAGGUGAAAGUGUCUUAGAUCACCUCAAGAGCAUGGAUGCAAAAAUUUUAGAUUUCAAAAGAUGGUCCAUCAAGUAAUUUAUUGUAAAUUACACUUUUCAUUAAUGCUGUCAUCUU